Molecule: messenger RNA, 9456 nt
Organism: Neospora caninum
Lineage: Eukaryota; Apicomplexa; Conoidasida; Eucoccidiorida; Sarcocystidae
Exons: 3
Coding region: 1-9456 (3151 amino acids)
Source: RefSeq, a predicted model, not a curated record
AUGGAAAACGGUCUCUGGAACCGCAGUCUCUCUUCCUCCUCUCGAACAGACAAACAAGAAGGCGGGCUUUUGUGCUGCGAGGCUCCCGACGCGCGCCCCGCUGCGGCCACCAAAGACAGAGGGACUCCGGAGCAGAGCCCCGCUGUCACAGGCCUGGACCGUGGUCGGCCGAAUUCUUCAGACGCGUGCCGGGAUCCACGCGUUCGAGAAAACGCUUGCGCCUCAGAGGGCCACAGGGGGGUAGAGCGGGAGGAUGGAAGCAGAGAGAAGAAAGGCACGUCUCAAGGGGAGUCCGCCCCUUCCGCAGGAACGCCCGACUGGUCAACGACCGGGCAUGCGGCUGCGGAGCACAGAUCGCACCUCGGAAACGGAAGCAUCUUUUCGCCUCGCGAUGGCGACUUCGCGGUGCCCGCCUCGAAUCCCCUCUUUCCCGUCCCGGUUUCGCCUUCUCCCGGCGCAGCUGGCUCCCUUCUUCUGUUCAUGCGAGCAGGCUUCUUGCACCGGAAGACUCGCCACACUCGCCGGUUCGCAAGGCGCUUCCUCAUCCUCGACCGCCACAUCCUCUUUUCCUUCAAAUCGAUCCCUCUCAAAUGCAGGAACGUCUGCAGAUACACCUCCCACCUCCUCUUUGCUUCCUACGCCCUGCCAUCUUCUCUCCCGCAAGCCGGACCGAAAAGCGAGGCGACUUCGCACGCCAGCACUCUGGCCUCCCGGGCAAUCGCCGACUGUGAGACACGCGAAAGUCAUCCGUCUCCUCAGACAGAGCCUGUAAGGGACUGUGAUGCGGCGGGAUCAAUCUCCGGUGUUCCGCAUGCGCCUGAAGCGCCUGAACGCUCUUCAGCGCUCGCCGCCCCGCCUGAUCCCGCGAGCAUUUACGGUGAAGCUCGGCAAGACCACCUUGCUUCAGAGAGGCCCCGCCGGCGUCUUCCUUCCCUCUCAUCUCUCCGCCCCAGAAGGUCGCCGCCUCGAAAGCAGGUUCUUUGCGCGGAUCUGUCUCGGGCGUGUGCGCACUCGCCACCCUGCUGUCUGUCAACGGAGCGUCGGCCAGACGCGGGAGACGAAGGAAGCUCUCGCGCUGCCGAAACGAAGACUCCCGGGCAUGGACAAAAGUACCUCCACGGCCUGGGAGGAGGAGAGGAGACACGCGAGCGACCCGGCGCCGGAGAGCCGCGAGAGCCGCCGGCAGGGGACUGGGGGAGUUCUGGAAACGUGGCAGCGGAAAAGGGAGGAGCCGAUAAACUUUUGUCCAAUUUGUUGUCUUCAACCACGUCAGCGUCUACAGCCUGGUCAGCCUGCUCGUCGUCGCCUCUCGCAAUCGUGACCGACUCAGCUCUCGCCGACUUGUUCGAUUUCUCUCAGGCGACGUGUGCGUGGGACAUGCGGACGGCUCGUCUGUCGAACUUCUCGUACGACAAGCAACAGAAAGGCUUCACGUGGACCUUGCAUGCACAGAAUAUAUUGCAGCUUGCUCUCGAGACGCAGCACGCCAACAGGAAGAGGGAAGACGAGGAGAAGAAAAGCCGCAGGAAUCGCACAGGGGCAUCGGCGAGUCUCGCGCUUCUGCAUUCCUCCUCUUCGCUUUUUUACGGGGAUGGACGGAUCGAGAGAGAGAGCGUCUCAGAGAACAGGCGUCCAGGUGCGCGGGGGAGAGACCACGGAACGGCGCUUCCCAGCGAGGGUCAAAGCACCUUGCGGGGUUCCGGGGGCCUUCAUGAUGAGCACUUCGUUCAAGUGCACCAGGAUGGACGAGAGGAAAGUUUUUCUCAACUCAGUGGCGAAGACAAUGAAGUUUCGCCUUCCAACAAGGGAGGGCUGGGGAGCGCUGUGGAUCGCGAGAGGCGCCGUCAUCUUCUGGGCAGGUAUGCGCAGCAGGCGGUGAGUCAAGAUGCCGGGGAGGAGGAACCUCAGGAAGAGAGAGAGCGGGAUGAAGCCGGUGACCCAGGAGACAUAUCGGCGCUGCACGUCCGCGCGCGGCCUCUGUCCGCGUCCCUCGUCGAAGGGUGUCCGGAGGGAGAAGACCAGAAAUCGAGACACGAACGGAUUCAACUUCACAGACGGGGCGAGAAAGCUCGCUUUCCGUUUCCGCUCCUCGAGUUCACGGGGGAGCAGGCGAAACAGGCGACAGAAACGGGGCUGCUGGACGGCACUGAGGAACAGGACGGCCACCUUUCUUCUUCGGCGUCCCGGUCUUCCUCCUCGUCGGCCACCAGAGGCACGGGCGGAGAAGCGGUGGACGAUGACGCGUUCAGGCACUUCGACGAGCAAUUCCUGAUGGAAGCUGCAGACGGAGGCGAGGAUUUGUACUUCUCCGGCCGCAGCGACCUAUCUGGGCGUUCACUCGCGGAGCGCGCUGACAGCCUGCGGCGACACGCCGAGAGCGGCGAUUCAGAGCGAGAAGACGAAGAGGGAAUGGCUGCUGCCAGAGACGAAAGAGAAGAGGCAUUUCAGCCAGCUUGCGCCCCUUCUCUUCGAUAUGUUUCUCCCAAUUCGGGGCUCCCUUCGGACUCUGAAAGCGCCGCUGGUGUCGCGCCGGCCCCGGCUGUACAUACACCCGAGAACGCGACCUCGGCGGGUGAGGCUAGGGCCUCAGGACACGUGGCGGGUGAAACGCGGGAUGAUGGUUCAGGGAGGGAAUCGGCAAUAGCUUCUUGUCCGGCCUCUCAAGUGGCUGCGCCUGGCAAGCGGAAACAGGCCUCCGUUUCGGCGGCUCCCGCGCCUCCGCCUGCCGUUAAAAGCGUGUUACCGGACACCGGCUACUUCGAUGACCUCGACGCGUUUCCGCCUCUUCCGCCUCCCGCGGCUUGCGUGGAGACUUUGACCUUCUACACCCAAGACGCUGUGACUGCCCACGACUGGGUAGCCGCUCUCCUCCGAUGCAGAGAGUUCGGCUCCGCCGCUGCGGUGUAUGUACACUGGCGCGACUUGCAACUCUACAACAACGCCUGCGCCGAAGGCCUCCCUCACUGGCUCUGGCCCUUCGUCGGCUGGGUCGAGAAACGCGAGUGCGACCGACGGCGUGCUGCGGCGCUCCAAGCUGGACUCUCUGACAUCCCGCGUUCGCCUCCGCGUUCCGCAGGUUCCUCGUUCGCCGCCACAGACGCAGGCGCGCAUACCGAGAGAAGGGUGCGAGCGAACGAGGCGCCGGACGCGGCGUCCUCAGCGCCUCUCGCACGCCCUGAGCGCUGCGCAGCCUUCGAGGCUGCUUCGUCGGCGCCCUCGCCCUACCCUCCCCCACAGUUGCAGCCGGCGCCAGCAUUGUCGCCCGAGGAAGGGAACGGGCAUGAGGACGCCGGGGUGUCUGGGUUUCUGUCUUCGCUUCGCAACAGUAUCGCGAGCGCAGUGGCUCCAGAGACAGUUCCCAGCCCGGCCGGUCUAGAUGCCAACAGACCGAAAGGUCUGCCGAGCGGGCAGCGCGCGGCUUCUUGGUGUCCCUCAGGCCCCCUCCAGGAAGCCUCGAUGGAGUCUCGGCCUCGCCGCGGGAGACACGAAGAGGACAGGCUGAACGUCGCAGGGACAGGGCCCAGCCGAGCGUCAGCGCGAGCGCGAACACUCGAGGGUGGCGACGAAAGGAGAGAAGGAGGAGACAAGAGGAACGCGUCGUCUUCGCAUGUGAAACCCUACGCGUUUGAUCCCUUUUCGCUCUUGCCUCCUCUUUCGUCGACCUCAUGUUCGCUCCUCUCUCUCGUUUUGCAUUCCCUCGACGUCCACCUCUUUCCGGUCGGCUACACGCCGUACAUUCUCGUCAGCUUCCAGUCUUCUCUGUACCCCUGCGUCCUGAUUCCGGGGUCACCAGACACUUCGGUGUGUUCCCCGUUUCUCCCGCUCCCUGCGGCGGCUGUGGCGACUCCCGCGGCUUCCGCGUCUCUAUUUCAAAAGCUCUUCUCGCGUGCAGCGCCCCACCCAGUCCCGGCCUUCGGGCCGUCGAGCUUUGUGUUUCGGCCGUCUCCCUGCCUGAACCUUCCGCUCUUCGCCUCGCGCAACCAACAAGAUCUGGUGAUUCAUGUCUACGCAGCACCGCCGCCGAGCUACUCGGCGGCUUCGCUCUCGGCCGAGCGGGCUCGGCAGUCUCCGGAGACAUUCGGGAAAAAGCGACAGGGCGCCCCCGAGAAGCAGCGACGCCCUCGAGACGGCGGGACCGACCCGAGACAAAGCGAGGAUAGUGCCACGAGACGAAGCGCAGGACACGAUCCGUCCCCUUCCCUGCCUUGUCCCCCGCCGUCCGGGCAAGGCCCCGCCGCUACUCUAGGUCCGUUCCUCUGCGCCUCUCAGCCGUCGACCGCGUCCCCCCUCGCUCUGUCCCUUUCUCUGGCCUGUCCCCUCGCGUACUACGUCGGGUCCGUCGCCGUGCCCAGUCACCUCUUUGGCACUGCGACGCCUCAGCGCCUGUCCCUGCCGCUCCUUCCCUUGCCGGCGUCUUCCUCGCAUGCGGAGCACCCGCUCGCAGAUUUAUGUCGCGCGCUGCCCGCCGCCGGCGUCGCCGGCGAGUCUGGCCUCUCAGCGGCCGCGCGGGAAGCAGGCCCUAGCGCCGGGACUCCACAGCCAGGCGCGGAGACUCGACCAGCUGCGUCUGCGCGAGAGGGGAACCUGCCGGGGCGCCUGGCUUCGACUGCGGUCGCCGGAGACAAGGGGAGAGAGCCGAAGCGGCUCUUCGGCGAAGGACGCAUUGAAAUCUCCGUGAUGAGUCCCACCUUGUGGCCGAGCUAUCUCCAACCCGUCGAGGAAGUCUUCGAUACUCCUCAGCCCUUCCUGGACGGCUCGGGCGUCGCGACAGGAGCCGCCGCCGCUGCCGACGCCGCCGGAGGUGGAGCCACCUGGCUGCCGAUUCAACAACUUCUUCUCCAAAUCAAACGGCUAGGCCGACUCCGAGACAGGGUCGCCGAGUUCGUGUCUCUCGCGUCGGCUGUAACCGAGUUCUCCUCGCCGUGCUUCUCGCUCUUCUGCCUCCUCUACCUUCUCGUUCCCCUGGUGCUUCUCCCGUCGCGAUUUCUGGCCUUUCUCCUUCUUCCACCGCUGCUGGUGGUUCUCAGCAGCCACCCGCAGGCCGGCACCGCCCUCCUCCACUUCCUCACUGAGUUUCCCCUCUUUCUUCUCUUCACACCGCAGCGACAGCUCGCCCAGCUGCUCUUCUCUCCAGCCUCUGCAUCGUCUGCGCAACCUUCUCGUCCACUGGCGUUCAUGCUCGUUCUCCUUCUGAAGCACCAGCACGUCUCUUGGCCGUUCGCGCCCUCCGCCGCUUCCGCUGGGGAGGGAAACGCGAGGUUCCCCGAGAACGGAGAGACAUCUCAGUCGGGGUCUGCCUUCUCGCUUGCCUCGCAUCUCCCUUGUGUGUCGUGUCCCGGGCUAGGAGACAGCGACGGGCGUGUCCAGGCUGCGGAACGCGAACGGAGCGAAACCCAAUCGCCCGCUGCGUCUUGCUCGUCUUGUCGCUUUUCCUGGAUCGCCUGCGGAUGCGUUUCGCCGUCCUGUUCGCCGUGGCGACUCCCCCCGCCCCUCCCGCUCCUUCUUCUGCCUUCCUACGAAAGGGAAGAAGGUACGAAAGGGCUCUGGAGCAACUGCCGACUACGGGAACACUGUGGAAAACUGGCUGUCUCCUUCGUCCACUGGUUUCGCAUGCUCCUGGCCUUCUCCGUCGCCGGCGGCGCUCCGCACCUCUCGCUCGCUGUCGCAGAGCUCCUCUCUGAAGACUUCUACUUCGUCCCGAGCACGUGUCAAGAAGGCGCCGGAGACGCCGGGGGCCCCGGCCGAGAAAGAAACGAAGGAGACGAACAGAUGCCAGGCGCAGAGCGGUGGACUGGAACAACUGAAAAAAUGAAAAAGGCGUCAAGACAGACAGGCGGAAGACGAGGCAGAUGGAGAGAAGACGCGAGAGAAGAAGAGGAAGAAGCAAGACAAGAAGAGGACAAAGCAACAGAAGAAGAGGAAGAAGCGAGAGAAGAAGAGGACGAAGCAACAGAAGAAGAGGAAGAAGCGAGAGAAGAAGAGGAAGAAGCAAGAGAAGAAGAGGACGCAGCGAGAGAAGAAGAGGACGAAGCGAGAGGAGAAGACGGGAGAGAAGGUGGGGAGGACGGAACGAGGGAAGAAGGUGGAGACGAAGAAGCGAGACAGGAGGACGAGAGAACAGAAGAUGGUGUAGAAGAUGGCGCCGCACGCGACAGAGGAGAAGCGGUGAAAGGGGUUGUGGAGCAGCAGGCGAGUGAGAGGGGCGAGGCGCGUCUCGAAGGACUUCCCCGUGCAGACGGAGGCGACCUGGGAGAGAGCGACGGCGUACAAGAGGCCGAUACAGGAGGGUAUGGAGAGGGAGAGAGAGACGAACGAGGAGACGAUCUACGGAACGAAAAGGAGGAGACACCGUUUGCGCCUGAGGCGAUGAUCGCUCCAGAUGCAGAGGCAAGCGAGGCCCAGGAGCGUCCUUCGCUGUCUAACGUUGCGUGCACGCCCUCUCCCCCACAAGGCGACAGACAGAGAGCCGAUGCCGGCGCGGGGCCAGCUAGCCUGUCCUCACCUCGCCGUCGCCGCCUUGUGCCUCGCCCGUUUCGUGACGAAAACAAGGUCUCUGCGCCCCCGUCUUCAUCUUCAUCAUCUUCGGCGUCGCCGGAGGCCGUGGGGCGUUCGCGCGAGCUUCCAGCUGCGCCGUCAGGCCCAGAGACAGUGUUCAAAGGCGUUGCGCUGUUUGCGCGCAAGUGGAUGAAGAAGCAUUUUCGCGUGCAUGCGCAGCGGCCGCCUUCGGACGGUGUGGCGAUCCUCCCGCAGCUCCGAGAGGGCCGAGGCGGCGAGGGAGACUCGGCGGGGCUGCUGGCCGGAGCAGGCGGAAGCAGCGCGGGCGUUUGCUCGGCCGAGAGACAAGAGAGGCGAGACGGGGAAGAGGGCGCGCUGGUCUUCACGGACGCGUUCGUCGCGUCGGAAGAGCGCGAGAACCCGCCUCAGGUGGACCUGUUUCAACUCGGCAGCGCCCACAACUACUUCGUGGCUCCGCAGACCUCGCCAGCCGUCCGACCGGUAGCUGGGCGCUGUGCGGAACCUGGUGAGGCGCACCCCACAGCGGAGACAGACAGCGCGGGGAAAAAGACUGAGGCGCGAGAUGGGAGAGAGGGGCGUGAGCAGCGGGCGAAGGCCGAAGGGAUGCCUUUUCGGACGCGGGGCAGAACUUCCGCGGCCCCAGGGAAACGCGCGCGGUUUCGAGACGACUCGGCCGCGGAACACUCAUCUGCGGCGUCUGCGGAAAGGAGACUGUGCGAGCGAGGCGGGGCGGGAGGCGAGGAAGGGGGCGCGAGGGCGAGGAGACACAUGCGCCUCCCCGGCGUUUUAGCCAGUGAGACAGGGGAAGAGGAGCCCUCGGACGAAGAAAGGCUCCGGUUGAGCUCGCCGAACACGUGGGGCCAGACGGAGGUGACAGCAUCGGCUCGGCUGGCGAGUCCGAGAAGCCGGGGGAGAAGCGCCGGCGGCGAGAAAGGAAGGCUUGCAUGCGGCGACGCGUUCACGCCGCUUCCUAGGACGGAGGCGGGGUUAGGGUUUCCCGUCUCGUCCUCGGCAGGCGAGAAGGAAGAAGGCACGCAGUUCCCCCCGUGGAAGCAGAGAUCGGCGUCGCUCUCGCAGUCGUGGGGGAGUCGCUUGAUUUCUUUCUUCGCCCCAAGGCUCACCCCUGUCAUCCCGAAGGCUGCGCUCACGCGCGUCGAUUCCCCGUACACUUCGGCGCUCCGUCUCUCCAGCGGGCUUUCGGGGCGGGUCUCGUGGUGGUCUCUGCGGAGCACCCUCGCUGCGUCUUCUCCCUUUGUCCCGUCCCAGAUUUUCCUUCCGCAGACCUCACCCAACCUUCGCGGUCCUGGCGCGCCUGCAGCGAAGCGCGAAACGGGGGGUUUAGGGCUUCUCGGCAACGGAGCCUCCGUCCCGCUGGUUCUGAGUGUGCCGCCGUUCUCUUCGCCUUCUGCCGUCGCUGCCGCUCUCGAGGCGCUGCUGACGCUGCUCACGAUGCGCCGUCCUCCGCUCGACUGUGCGUCUCUCUUUCUUCCGGUCCUCCUGCGCGUCGUGCCCGCGGAGGCUCCACGAGAGCACGCCGCGGAUCUGUCGCCGGACUCGGGCGUUUCUUUUCUUUCUGCCGCCUCGUCUUCCUCUCCGUCGCUCCUACCCUGGGCCCUCGAAAGUCGCGUCGGACCCGCGUCCUAUUCCUUAGGUUCUAGCGGCGCCGCGCCCCGCGAGGCCGUGCAGGCUGCUGUGGGGCCGACGGCGCUCUCGCUCGCGACGUCCCCGGUUCCCGCGGAAGGGCUGGGCGGGACGGCGCCUGUCUCGGCCGGCGAUCCCGCGGACUUGGAGACACUGGAGACACCUCUGAUUGUCUCGGGGGGCGGGCCGUCGCUCCCAGGGGGCGAGUUUCUGGCGCUGUAUCGGGAAGUUCGGGCCUCAUCCACCAGGUUCCUCGUCAAGCUGUGGCGGUGGGUGGUGUGGGGUGAGAAGCUGUGCAAUUUGUUCUCGUGGAGGAACCGCAGUUUGACGGAGGCGGCCUUCUUCCUGGCGUCGCUCUCCCUGCUCCUGCUGUUCUGCGCCCCGCUGCAGUAUCUCCUGGCCGUCUGGAUCAUUCACGCCUUCAUCAGCGGGCAGAAGCGCGGGCUCUGGAAACUCCUGGCGCGGGACUGCGCUCGGCGCCACGUGGAAGCAGCGAUCUACGAAAUUUGUUUCUCGGCCUUCGCGCACAAACUCGCCUCGGCCCGCCGCCCCGACUCCUCGGCGCACCAACAGCCGGAUGCAACCGAUUCCCGUGAAGAGCAGCGAGUUGACGCUCCCGAGGACCGCCCGUUCGGGGGAAAGGGGGGACGCAACGGCGCGACGCGCCCCGCGGCCAUGCUGCCGCUUCUGCGGUUCCUCAGUCUGCCGGAACUCCAGCAGCUGCGUCUCAGUCUGUGGCGCCGGUGCGGCGUGGCGCUAUCCUUGGAGACACUCUGGGAGGCGCUCGACGAGACAGAGCUCGCCGAGGCGCUGCGGCGCGGCCGCGAGGAGACAACCGUCAGCGCCAGCCGCUGGGCCCGCACGGAUUGGAUGACGAAUCUGCUUCUGCAUGCGCCCACGGAUGUGACUCACCAGACGACUGCUGUGACCCUCCGCGACAGCCACGCCUUCUGGGCGGGCGCCGAACUCUUGCCCGCGGUCGAGGAGACAGGUCCGUGGAGCCGCACGGGCCCGGAGACACUCGGGGCAACGGCAUGGGGCGACGAUGGCGAGGCCCAGUCGAGGGCCCCCGCCCGUUUUGAGGAUGGCGCGAGCGAUCUGGGAGGACCCGAAACACUUGGAGACCGCUGCGGUCGCGAGCGCCGAAGCAGCAUUGUCACCAUCGUCGGCGACGCCCUCUUUGGUCAGGGACCGAAAGAUCCCGUCCGGCUCGAGAGCGGAGAGGAGCCGUACGCGGGUCAGAGUGCCCCGAUGAACGCGGCGGUUGUCGACGCCGUGGGUGGAGCCUUUAUUCUGUGA